Messenger RNA from Paramuricea clavata, 3403 nucleotides. NCBI's taxonomy places the organism in Eukaryota, Metazoa, Cnidaria, Anthozoa, Malacalcyonacea, Plexauridae. The record is from the annotation of a GenBank genome assembly.
AUGUCUUCAUUUCGAGAAAUCACAGAAGUUUGUCUUGUUCUUUUUGAUAAAGGUGUUUUGACAGAGGAACAGUUUAUUUUACUCUACUUAGCGUACGAUUCAAGAAAUCCUGAGUUCCCAUACAGCAAUUAUUCGCCUUUUUGCCUUGACAAAAUGAACGAAGCCGAAUGUUUGGCAGAACUUCGAGUACAAAAGUACGACCUCAUUUUUCUCCAGCAAGUCCUUCAAAUUCCCGAUAUAAUUAAGUGCCUACAAAGAACAACCUGUUCUGGACUCGAAGAGUCGACUGUGCAUUCUCUUAAAUCGUCUUGCGUACCCAUGUCGAUAUUCUGAUAUGAUCCAACGCUUUGGUCGAUCUGUUCCUGAAUUGUGCAUGAUAUCAAAUCUGGUUACUGAUUCAAUAUACGAUAAUCAUGGGCAUAGAGUAAUUCAAUGGAACCCGUACGUUCUAAACCCCGAAAACCUUCAGAUUUAUGCAGAGGCCAUUCACGAAAAGGGAGCCCCACUCGAAAACUGUUUUGGCUUCAUCGACGGAACAGUCAGACCGAUUUGUCGACCUGGACAACAUCAGCGAGUGGUUUAUAAUGGCCACAAAAUAGUUCACUCGUUAAAGUUUCAGUGUGUUGCAUUAACAAACGGGAUUAUCGCUCAUAUAUUUGGUCCUGUUGGUAAGUUCUUAAACGUUGUUACACAGCAAAUACUUUUUUAGCUAAAUUUAUGCAGCUAUCUCUAAUCUGGAUAUUUUGAAUGUUACAGAAGGAAAAAAGACAUGAUGCAGGGAUGCUCGCCGAUUCAAAUUUCUUACACCAGCUAGAAGAGAACGCCUUCUCCCCUGAUGGCAGCCCGAUGUGUGUUUAUAUGGCGAUCCCGCUUACCCGCAUAGAGUCCAUCUGCAAGCUCCGUUUCGUAAUGGCGAGAUCACAGAAAGAAUGGAGGAAUUUAACACUAAUUACUAGCACAAAAUGGCCCUACAAAUCGAGCUCUACAAAAAUCGGAAAUUUGAUGUCUCUGAACCUUGUCUUAGACAUUAUUUGGUCUUUGAAAGGUUGUGGUCACUUAACGUAUGACGGAACGCGAAUUAAAUGGUCGCAGGAUCUUCAAUUACUAAAGAAUUUCGUUGAAAAUAUUGUCGGCCUACGGGGCAAUUGGUCAUCGCCUGGUGGUAAAGCCAAGAGGUUUACCAGCGUAAAUUUCGAUCUGAUCGCGACGUGGUACCCCGCGGGCAAACAGAAUUCGCUAUUAUUCCAAGGAAAGGAUGGUGAUCUGCUCAAGAAUUAUCUGGUGAGUGUCUUAGAUAUAACUUGUGCUGGCCAAACAACCACGGAUACGGACACUGAUUUUAUGACCAACAUAGAGGAUUCGGUAUUUGAAACGGAGACUUGCAGAGAUAUCUCCAGUUAAAACAUGGGAAAUUAUCACUGACAAUAACCCGGCAGUUGCUGAAUCGACCCCGUUAAAACAUCUCAGUUGGUCGUACAAUACUUUUACCAACGAUAUGAAAGGGGUUAAAACAGACAUAGCAGUUAUGCAAAAACAAAUAACAUCUAUAAGUUAGAGUUAUAAACCUCGAAAGUCGGUUUAUAACUGAUAUAUUGCCCCCGAGGACGCGUAGCGUCCGAGGGCAAUAUAUCAGUUAUAAACCGACUUUGAAUCAAGUUUUUUCGAAUGUGAAUCAAGUUUUUUCGCAGAUACAUGUACGCGUCGCGUACCUAUUUUUUAAAAACCCGCUCCUUUUACCCGCUCCUUUUUUUAAUUACCCGCUCCUUUUACCCGCGACCCGCUCCUUUUACCCGCGACCCGCUCCAAAUAGAUACUCCCAAAACAAUACACACAGCACUGCAUGCGAGACCAAUCCAGAAAUCAACACAAGUGUUCCUCAAUCAAAAGACCCCAAAAUACAAGAAAUCAUAAACAAAUAUAGUACAGUUUUCAAGGGGUAAGGAAAAUUGAAUAAUCAACAAAUUAAACUUCAUAUCCGAGACGAUGUCAAACCAGUUAUGCAGCGGCAAAGACGUAUACCAUAUUAUGUGAGAAAGGAUGUUUCUAAGAAACUAAAGAAACUAGAAGAGCAAGACAUUGUCGAGAAAGUCACCAAUCAACCAACACCAUGGAUAUCUCCAAUAGUCGUCACGCCAAAGAAAGACGGAGGUAUUAGACUCUGUGUAGACAUGACGGAAGCAAACCAGGCAAUCGAAAGAGAGAGACACACAAUGCCAACUUUACAAGAUUUUAAAGCUGAGGUAAAUGGAGCAAAAUUCUUCUCAAAGAUUGACCUAAAGCAAGCAUAUCACCAGCUCGAAUUACACCCGGAUUCAUUACAACGUUUUCUACCCAUGAAGGACUGUUCCAGCAUAAAAGAUUAAAUUACGGUACGAACAGUGCAGCCGAAAUAUUCCAAAAUGUGCUACAACAAAACCUUAGCGAUAUCAGAAGAGUGAAAAACCUGGUGGAUGAUAUUAUUAUUCAUGGUAAAACCCGAAAGUCACACGAUGAAGCACUAGAGAACUGUCUAAAACGGCUAGCAGCACUAAACUUGAAAGUGAAAGGGGAAAAAUGUGAAUUUCUACAAGACGAAAUUACGUUCUUGGGAUUAAAAUUUACAGCAGCAGAAACCAAACCAGAUCCAGAGAGAAUCGAGAACAUGGUUAGAGUACCAGCUCCCAAAACUGCUGGAGAAGUUAGAAGUUUUCUGGGAAUGGCCAACACUUGCCACGAAUACAUUCCACAUUAUGCAACUAUUACAGCACCUCUAAGAGAACUAACCAAGAAAAACAUUGCGUUUAAGUGGGAAAAUAGACAUCAGAAAGCAUUUGAGCAACUGAAAAAGAAACUAACAAGUACCCCAGUUAUGGCAUAUUUCGAUACAAAGAAACGAAGUCUAGUAAUCGUAGAUGGCUCCCCUUAUGGAAUUAGUGCAAUACUAGCACAGAAAGAGCAUCACAGCCAGCAGUACAAAAUCCUUUCAUAUGCAAGCAGAGCACUCAGCCCAGUUGAGACAAGAUACUCUCAAACAGAUAUUGAAGGACUUGGCUUAGUAUGGGGAAUUGAGCAUUUUCGAAUGUUCUUGAUUGGAUCAGAAUUCGAUGUGAUAACUGAUCAUAAAGCAUUAGAAUCUAUAGUCAAUAACCCAAGAUCCAGACCACCAGCCCGUAUCGAGAGAUGGAUGAUGCGAUUACAACCAUUCAACUUCAAAGUCAUUUACCGCAAAGGAUCCUUGAACGAAGCUGACUACUUAAGUAGACAUCCAGCUGUUAUAGAGAGAGAACAAAUAACUAGUACAUCAGCAGAAGAAUAUGUGAACUAUGUAACUAACUGUUCAGUUCCAAAGUCAAUGACAGAUCGGAAGAGAUUAAAAAAGCAACCCAUAACGAUCCAGUAUUACAAAAAGUUAAGAAAUGUCUGA